AGGGAGAGAGGGAGGAGGCGAAGGCGAAGGCAGCAGCCCGGCAGAGAGGCAGCGAGGCCGGGAGGAUGCCGAUGCCUUCUUCGCCCUCGGGCCAGAGAGAGCGCCUCUACAAGCUGCUGGUGAUCGGGGACCUGGGGGUGGGCAAGACCAGCAUCAUCAAGCGCUACGUCCACCAGAACUUCUCCCCGCACUACAGGGCCACCAUCGGAGUGGACUUCGCCCUCAAGGUCCUCCCCUGGGACCCCGACACCCUCGUCCGCCUACAGCUCUGGGACAUCGCCGGUCAAGAAAGGUUUGGGAACAUGACACGGGUCUAUUACCGAGAAGCCAUGGGAGCAUUUAUUGUCUUUGAUGUGACCAGGCCGGCGACUUUUGAAGCAGUAACCAAAUGGAAAGAAGACUUGGACACUAAGCUGACUCUUCCGAAUGGCAAACCUGUGCCUACAGUUCUGUUGGCAAACAAAUGCGACCAGAGCAAGGAAGUGCUUGUGAACAACGGCAUCAAGAUGGAGCAAUUCUGCCAGGAGAAUGGCUUUGUGGGAUGGUUUGAAACUUCAGCUAAGGAAAACAUAAAUAUUGAUGAAGCCUCCCGAUGUUUGGUGAGACACAUCAUGGCCACUGAGAGCGACCCCGUGCUCCAGCCUGUUGAACCUGAUGUCAUCAAGCCACACUUGAAUUCCUCCAAGUUCACCAGCUGUUCAGCUUGCUUCAGAUCCUAAGCAAUUUCCAAGGUGUGUUUGGACACUGGGACUGAGCAACACGCAACUCAGGAAGAAAAGUGCCUCCAGAGCAUGUCGCCUGGCUUGUGCUGCUCCCAAGCACAAAACCAAGAUCACAAAAUCUGCAUCCUUUUCAAACAUUUGGCUGUAAAAGAAAAUCCAAAGGGCUUUAGUUCUUUUUUUACUUUUCAACUUAUUAUUUUUGUCACUGUUCUCUAGAUUGGUUGUGAAAACCUCUGCAAAUAUUUUAUAUUAAUUGUCUAAGCUGUUUCACUUCAAUGUGUUUGCUCAGGCAAAGCGCUCAUUCUGGGAAAGCUUAAACAUCAGAAGAUGAUUCUUUUUUUCUUUUGGAGAGGGUUUUGUUUAUAUGUGUGAAUUGGCCUCUUGGGAGUCUGGAACCAGGGUGGUUAAUUUUAUCACCCUCCAAAUCUUGGUGGACUGCAACUCCCAGCAGUCCUAGUCAACCUAGAUAAAGAUGAGGAAUGCUGGAUCUGCAGUUAAAUAUUAUCUGGAGAGCUCACAAUUCACAGUCAUGGUCUAUAGCUUGGGAAAAUAGUCUUUGGACUGCAGUGUCAAGAAUCCCCCUGAUUCAGGCAUUCUUUGAACUGUAGUCCAAAAACUACACACACAGAGAGAGGAAUAGAUUCCUGACUAUUUGGGGAUAUGUAUGGAGUUAUUUUCAUUAUGUAUUUUUUCUAGGGGUUAUAGAGAAAGUGUGGAAAAUAUAUUUUGCACUGGAACACAAUAAUGCUGAGAGCUGAAUACAGAUCAUACUUCCUACUAAGUAGAGAGCUUACUUUGAAACCAGAAGAUCUACCUUGGGGGGGGGGGGGAGAAUUCCUUCAUUCUGUAUUCGUAUGGAUCUAAUCUGAGAACUGCUGUAGUUCACAUCCAAGUGGGAAAUUUGCUGCAGCAUUUAGUAUGGCCUUCCUUCCCCUAUUGCCUUUUCCAUUGGACUUCAGUUUCCAUCGAUCCCUAUUAGCAGGAUUGCCGGGACUUGUAGUCCAAAACAGCUUGAGGCUACCUGGUGGGUCAUUCAUCCAUCCAUCACUUUAUUUAUAUCCCAUAUUUCUCCCAUUCUGGGACUCAAAGUGGCUUACAAAGAAGGCAUAAAAUGCAAUGAAAACAUUUAGUUUGAAAAAUAAGCAUUUAAAAUCUUACACUGAAGCAGAGAACAGCAUUGUACUUUAAAAGCUCCUGUCUUGUUAAAAUCAAUUUCCAAAGGCUUAAUGGAAAUGAUGGGUCUUAACCUGUCAUCAAAAUGAAGACCAAGAAGGAGCCAACCUACCUUCGGAAGUUCUUCCAAGGUGUGGGAACAGCCACAGAGAAGUCCUUCAGUGCCAUUCAAAGCCAUUGUCACUUAGACAGUUGUAAACAAUUUCCCAAUAUGAAGUCGAAGGCUUUCAUGUCCGGCAUCCAUAGUUUUUUGUGGGUUUUUCAGGCUAUGUGGCCAUAUUCUAAAAGAGUACUCUUCUAGAACAUGGCCACAUAGCCUAAAAACCCACAAAAAAACUAUAAUUUCCCAAUACUGUAUUUCCUUCACUUGCCAUGUCUAGUAUUUUAAACAAAGAAAAACAGCUCCGAACAACAAAACAAGUGAGACUUGAUUCUUAUUAACCAACACCACAAAGACAGUCAAGCAAGCAUCUAAUAUGUAACAUGCAGUAUUAGAUAUAAAAUGGUAAUGUAAAUGAAAUUUGUUUCUUAGGUCUAAUCUGCACUGUAGAAAUAAUGCUGCUUGACAUCACUUUAACUGCCAUGGCUCAGUGCUAGAGAAUUUUAGGAUUUCUAUUUUUGUGAGAUACUGUAUUUA
Molecule: messenger RNA, 2532 nt
Organism: Sceloporus undulatus (fence lizard)
Lineage: Eukaryota; Metazoa; Chordata; Lepidosauria; Squamata; Phrynosomatidae
Gene: RAB38
Product: RAB38, member RAS oncogene family
Exons: 3
Coding region: 66-719 (217 amino acids)
Biological process (GO): vesicle-mediated transport
Cellular component (GO): vesicle; trans-Golgi network; Golgi apparatus
Molecular function (GO): GTPase activity; GTP binding
Source: RefSeq, a predicted model, not a curated record